Messenger RNA from Symphalangus syndactylus (siamang), 797 nucleotides. Its product is annotated as dual specificity testis-specific protein kinase 2-like. The record is from RefSeq and is a predicted model, not a curated record. Gene Ontology annotation, molecular function: ATP binding; protein serine/threonine kinase activity. NCBI's taxonomy places the organism in Eukaryota, Metazoa, Chordata, Mammalia, Primates, Hylobatidae. Gene Ontology annotation, biological process: actin cytoskeleton organization; protein phosphorylation. Gene Ontology annotation, cellular component: cytoplasm; nucleus.
GUAGUCUCCUCGUUCGCCGCCGCCGCUAGCCCAGCUGAGUCUCCGGCUUCUGCGCUAGGGGCUCCCACCGCCUCCGCAGGCUAAGGAGCUGCUGCCACCAACGAGCUGUGAGGGUUACUAUGCCCCCUCUUUGCUGCCGUCUCCUCCUCUUGCCCGCGCAGGCACCCCUCUGGCUGCUCAGUCCUGCCUCAGAUAACUAACUUAACUCCUACAGCUCUCAUAGUGGAAAAAUACUGAGCUAAGUAAUAAUGAAAUGGAAGAAGUUUGAGCUUUGGUGCUGGAUAGAACUUGGUUCCAGUUCUGAUUCUACUAGCUCUGUAUCCUUAGUGUCAAACCAGAAGAGAAGUAAAAUUCAACAAAAAUUUAUGUGUGGAGUUCCUUCUUAAAAGAAGAAAAAAGUGAUUAUUUAGACUAUGGAUCAGAGCAAACGGAAUUCAAUUGUAGGAUUUCCUCCACGUGUGGAGCGUCUUGAAGAGUUUGAAGGAGGUGGUGGAGGAGAUGGAAAUGUGAGCCAGGUGGGAAGAGUUUGGCCAUCUUCGUACCGAGCUCUUAUAAGUGCCUUUUCCAGACUGACGCGUUUGGAUGAUUUCACCUGUGAAAAAAUAGGGUCUGGCUUCUUUUCUGAAGUGUUCAAGGUACGACGACACCGAGCUUCUGGUCAGGUGAUGGCUCUUAAGAUGAACACGUUGAGCAGUAACCGGGCAAACAUGCUGAAAGAAGUACAGCUCAUGAAUAGACUCUCCCAUCCCAACAUCCUUAGGUGCAGAAGUAUGAACCAGAGUUUUUCCCCAAAUUGA